AUGUUGAACACCGUGUCGAUUGCCACUGUCGCUGCGGAGAAUGCGCACACUCAGACUCACGUCCACCGAUCAAAAGAGUGCUACGGGUGUUACAAGAAGUACGCAUUUGACUCCGCGAUUCUGGAUCACCUCGAGUAUGAUACAUGCCCUUCUGGAGUUACCCUCGAAAAUAUCAACUGGUGGGCAUUUGAAUGCUACCAGCAUCGCUACUACACUAAUAACUGGGAUGACGAGUAUCAGUACCGAUGUCCAAGGAAUCACGACAACUUCAAAUACGUUAGCGCCUUGCUACGGCAUACAGAAAGUCCAACUUGUGGCGCUAAUCAAGACAGAUGUAUUCAAAAGGUGAAGGCUUACAUUGAGAAAAAAGUGAGAGAUCUCGAGUCCUCGGCUUCAUCAUAG
Trichoderma gamsii is the source of this 402-nucleotide messenger RNA. RefSeq lists its product as hypothetical. Lineage: Eukaryota; Fungi; Ascomycota; Sordariomycetes; Hypocreales; Hypocreaceae. Bases 1 to 402 code for a protein of 133 amino acids. The record is from RefSeq and is a predicted model, not a curated record. The transcript has 2 exons.